Zychaea mexicana is the source of this 3224-nucleotide messenger RNA. RefSeq names its product Rab3 GTPase-activating protein catalytic subunit-domain-containing protein. Gene Ontology annotation, biological process: positive regulation of GTPase activity. The record is from RefSeq and is a predicted model, not a curated record. NCBI's taxonomy places the organism in Eukaryota, Fungi, Mucoromycota, Mucoromycetes, Mucorales, Lichtheimiaceae. Bases 118 to 3099 code for a protein of 993 amino acids. Gene Ontology annotation, molecular function: GTPase activator activity. The transcript is spliced from 10 exons.
CUCAUGAUGAUGAACGUCAUGCAGCUGCAACCACCAACAGCGCAACACAAGCUCCGUCAAUAAUAUGUGAUACGCUUCAUCCAUUCUUUUCUUUUUCCCUCUCUCGUAUGUGCAUCAAUGGAGACCAGCAAAGCACAACAGCCACCACCACAAUCAAAACGAAGACAGAGCUCCACAUGCAGUGAAGAGCUUUUUGAGUUUGUCGAUUAUACGUCCGUUUCUAAUUUCGAACGGCUCAGCACGGCGAUCGAAGAGAUUUUGCACUCCUGGGGUUCCAAGGAUGGAGAAUACGGUAUCUUUUCCGACGAGAGUCUCAACACGACCAACGACGCCGUUGGUUUUAGCAGCACCAGCAACAUAAGCAACAAAAGCAAUAGUCAUGGUUCGCUUGCAGAGUAUUAUUUACGUCGCGAGUACUUGUCGAUUGGUGAAGAGACGUACCAGUUAACUUACCAUUGCCAUCCGUUUGCAAUCCAACGACAACAACGGCAACAACACCAGGAUCACCAGCAUCCUCUCGCUUUUGCCGAUUUCUAUCUACUUGGAUCAGGCGAUCAGCAACAACAACAACAGCAGGGUAGUGACAGCAAUGGCACCACUCCCCACCACAUACUGCAUCGAUGGACGGGAUUCGAUCGACUAUUCAUUAUUACACCCGUGUUGGAUUCUUUAAAGGCAAAGUUGUUCUCGUCAGGAAAACUAACGGUCGAUUUACAUCAAGCGAAAACGCUUAUAUCCGCCUGUGCGAUCGCUUUCCAAAACGCCAAAUGCUCUGUGCCUGUUUUCGUGCCCGUCGGUUCGGGACGCCGCAACAUGUAUAUUGGGUAUCUUAUGCAAGCGGACGAAGGCAACGGUGUACGCGACAUCGAGCUUCGAUUCAACACAGCCAUCACACAUCCGGUUUCUUCCCAGUAUACUCGACUGGAUGGUGUUCGCAAUCUCUUCCUUGCCAAACAGGAGGCAUUCUACGAAGAUUGCGGUGCAUUGCCCCCAAAUGAACAAGAUACCGAAAACGACUCUAUGGUUGCUGCUGUGUUCGCAUAUACUCUCAAAAACUGGUUUGACGAAAAUUGGAAAACCCUGGAUGGCUGGAUCAAUGACGACGAUCUUCCCGCCCUGCCCUUCGGCUCGUAUAAUGACCCACUCCGCACACUGGCAUUAAAUGCCGUGUUUCCUUUGAUGCCAUCCGAAGCAUACGAGGACAAUCCAAUUGAUACCAACAUGACGCUUGAUUCGGCUAAACAACUCUAUUUGUCGCGUGAAAUUGCACCAUUAUCGCAACAGCGCGCGUACCUUUCGACUUUACUCGACCAGGUUAUUGGAUCAUGGAUCCGUGACCCUACCAAUCGCGAUUACCUUUCACCUUACGACUCGAGUAACGAAAAUGGCAACAGUAGUAACAACGGACGCAUGGAAAGGGAGAACAACGGAUUGGUACGGAAUUUGUUUCAUGCCAUGGGACCCAAUCGACGCGGUGGUUCAAGUGCAGGCGUCGCAUCCAACAACCAGACCGGUGGAGCAGCCGCACAGGCGGAACACAUUGACAACAUUAUUCAAACACUGUUCGAUGGCCAACAACAGCACCUGAAAUUACAAAAAUCGCGUGACGAUUAUGUUAUAACCAUGCACAACAACAAAGACCAUCCAAAAGUAUAUACAGCCAGCUCACUCGGUCAUCGGAUUAAGCGCGGAACACCGGUACCUUACAGGUCCUUUUUCUGGAAUAUGAUGUUACUUUCAUUACAUUUACUAUCCGACCCGUCCAAACUGGAAAAGGGAAAAACAUGUAUCGCCUUCCUGAGGACUCUGUGGAUGGAAGUUGUCCGUCAAAUACGAUGGCAUUGGGAACAUCUCAAGCGAAUUCCAAAUGUCGAUAUCUCUCUUUAUGAUCAGUGCAGCGAUGAUGAUAAGACGGAGAAACUUGAUAACAACACAAAUGAUUAUCCGGAUGUACAUGGUAUAGAUUUGCGAUACAAUAUACUUCAUCAAAAGCUGGCUAUGGUCAACUGUUGUAUCCAACGUCGACUAGACAGCGGUGAUGAAAGCCAAGCAACAAAUGGAACCGAUAGUAGUUUACAGCGUCCGUUUAUUUCAAACCUAUUUGAUGACUUGGUAGCAGUUCAAAAACCGGAUGCUCGCUCCAAGGAUAGUAAAUUUGAUAAAUUCAACUCACUUUUGGAAAAGCUGGUGGAUGGAGACGAACAUCAAGAAAAUAGCCCAGUCUCAAUCGAAUCCGAACAGGGCGAGAAAAUUGAUAAUGAAAAAAGAAAAGAUGAAGACGAUGAAGACGAUGAUGAUCAAUCGGAUAUCAGCGACAGUGACAUGUUUUUCGAUCCAUUGGAAGAUUUCGAUGGCUCUGCAGACACCCCGAAGCGACCGAAAUCGGGCUCGCGCAAGUCUAGUGCUACUGCGACUGAUAAGACGGCAAAAUUAUCUUCAUCAUCAAGAUCGUCUUCAUUAUCAGAUGUAUCAGAACUGGCACACCCACAUUCUAUGACAGAAUCCUUUGUGGGCUUGAACUAUCCAUCAAGCGCAGAAUCCUACAACACUCGACAAUCCAACAGCAAACCGGUUGACCCAGAUCAGUAUGAAAUUAGGGAUCCAGAUGCUUUUGACGGUCGCAAGUAUCAGCACCCUACUUUGAAAAUUUUAAAAUCAAGCGAACCGAUGUGGGUACCUAUUACUCAGGAUGCAGGAUUUAUGACAGAAGAUAUGAUCAAACAGCAAGCGGACGUCUUCGAAAACCUGGGAACAUCAGAAAAUUCAACGCGUAUAAGAGCGAAGUUACAAUCUGCACAACUUUAUUCUGAUAUGCAAGCAUUUAAAGCCGCGAACCCACAUGCCACACUUGAAGAUUUUGUUCGGUGGCAUUCACCUAGAGACUGGAUUCAGCCCAAAGAGGAACAGGAAGAUGGACACGGAGGACGGCUUAGUGCUCGCAUGGCAGAUUCAAGUAAUAUAUGGCAAGAUCUAUGGAAGUGCUCUACACGAACACCGGCAAAUCGCCAAAAACCAUUAUUUGACGUAACUGCAGAAGGAGAAAAAGCGUUACAUUACUUAGAAACAUUAUCCAUCCAUGAAGUGUUUGCAAUCAUAUGAUACUCUGAUAUCUCAUCCUGCGGUUCGCUGUACGCUAGCAGUGGCAAAAGGCAUGUCUUUGCUUGGAGAAGAUAUUACCAGUUUUCCUUGGGAUUACUUGAGGAAUGGUAAAUGCACAGUGAACC